Molecule: messenger RNA, 559 nt
Organism: Apodemus sylvaticus (European woodmouse)
Lineage: Eukaryota; Metazoa; Chordata; Mammalia; Rodentia; Muridae
Gene: Tex22
Product: testis expressed 22
Exons: 2
Coding region: 29-559 (176 amino acids)
Source: RefSeq, a predicted model, not a curated record
ACAGCCCUAGACGAGGGAACUGGUAGAGAUGGACAGCAGGCAGCAGCGCCCCCAGAGGAAGACACUACAAUGGCAGCUCGCUCGAGAGCAGAGACACCAGUCUCCCCCACAGAGGCUUUCCGAGGCCUCCAGCCAGCCAGACACCAGGAGCAAGCCUCAGGAGGACUUGCAGACCCAAGACUGGGUGUGUGAGCCGCAGGAGCACAGGCGCCCUGGUAGCCGCUGGAAUAUCAGCAUCGAUGAACGCAGGCGGCUGGCCAUGCUGCGUGGGCAGGAGAGGACAAACAGCACCAGGGCCCCAUCCAGAGACUCGCUGGGCCUGCACCUCGAGGGCCAGCAGGCCGAACCCUCCCCACCGACCCAGUCCGUCCCAACCCCUCUCCUCCAGACCCGUGAAAAUAUGGCUGAACCCCCGCAGGACAUCACGCGGAUGGUGUCAGAGCUGAUGUCCGAGGGUGUAGAAAGAGACGUACUCAUCCCUCACCCGCUAAGAUCUACAGAGUACCCUAACGCCUUCCAGGAGUUCUUGGCCCGUAAUGCGCCCCUUUGGAAGAACUAG